AUGGCAAUCUUCCGUGUGCUGACGCCGCAGAAGCGUGGUAGCGCCCGUGGAUUCUACACCUGCCUGGCUCCUGUAGCCACAAUAUCGGCGGCACGCAUCAGCGAUGUCACGUCAAGGGGCAGCGGUCUCGGUGAGCACCGAACAAGUUGCGCGGCGCGAGCCUCGGCGCCGUCCAACCGCCACACCAGAGGGCUACAUACUUCCGCGGCCAGACGUAACAAGGACCCCUACGCCGUGCUCGGAGUCAGCCGAAACGCUUCCACCGAUGAAAUCAAACGGAAGUUUCGGGAGUUGGCAAAGAAGUACCACCCGGACCUUAACCCUUCGCCGGACGCGAAGCAGAAGAUGGCAGAGAUAUCGAGUGCGUACGAACUGCUGUCUGAUCCCCAGAAACGCAAGAUUUACGACCAAACGGGCAUGAACGCGAGCGACGGUGGAUACGACCCAUCCGGUAGGCGGAACAGACGCGCAAUUACAUGUCACGCAGCGGGAUUCAGCGGCUUCGGCGACUCCUCGUUCAUGUUCACCGACUUUGCGGAGAUGUUCUCGCGCAUGGCAGGAGGCCACGGCGCGGGUAACGCGUUCACUGGGAGCGCCCGUGGCGACGACAUCCAGACUGAGAUUAGCAUCACGUUCAUGGAGGCAGUCAAGGGGUGUUCGAAGAACAUCAACAUCCCUGCUAGAGUGGCUUGUGGCGAUUGCAAGGGCCUAGGUCGGCAACCAGGAACGAGCAUAGAAGUCUGCAAAAUAUGCAACGGGACGGGAGUGCAACGCAUGGAACGCGGGCCCAUCAUCAUCGGCGUGCCGUGCAGGACGUGUAGCGGCACGGGGCAGGUCAUCGCUCACCCAUGCCGCGCUUGCGGAGGAACGGGUGACAGGGCGCAGACGAAGUCUGUGAACAUUAACAUACCCGCUGGAGUCAGGCAGGGGAUGCAGAUGCGCAUACCCAACCAGGGGCACGUUGGGAUGCGCGGCGGGAAGAGCGGGCAUCUCUUCGUGAACAUCAACAUCCAGCCGCACCAGAUUUUCAAGUGGAUCGAUGACGACAUACACGUUCACUUGCCCAUAUCGCUCAAACAGUGCCUGCUCGGGGGAAACGUGGUUGUGCCCACGCUGGAUGGAUACACCGACCUCACCAUCGGCCCCAACUGCCAGUCCUUUUUCAUCAAGACGCUUAAGAACAAGGGCCCGCCCAAGGUGGACAGCCGUAACAACGGCAACUUGGUCGUGCAUCUCGAGCUCAGGCUCCCGGACACACUCACCGCUCGCCAGAAGGAGCUUGUCGAGGAGUUCGACAAGGAAACUCCCAGUGACUCGCGGUCGUCCCGCAACACAAGCGAAAGCGCCCACGAAGAAGACAAAAACCGAUGGUGGAAGCGCGUUGUCGGUGCCAAAAAUCACUAA
Babesia ovata is the source of this 1404-nucleotide messenger RNA. RefSeq names its product chaperone. Gene Ontology annotation, cellular component: cytoplasm. Gene Ontology annotation, molecular function: heat shock protein binding; ATP binding. The transcript is spliced from 5 exons. Gene Ontology annotation, biological process: protein refolding; response to heat. The record is from RefSeq and is a predicted model, not a curated record. Lineage: Eukaryota; Apicomplexa; Aconoidasida; Piroplasmida; Babesiidae. The coding region runs from base 1 to 1404 and encodes 467 amino acids.